This is a messenger RNA of Neoarthrinium moseri, 471 nucleotides long. RefSeq lists its product as uncharacterized. NCBI's taxonomy places the organism in Eukaryota, Fungi, Ascomycota, Sordariomycetes, Amphisphaeriales, Apiosporaceae. The transcript is spliced from 3 exons. The coding region runs from base 1 to 471 and encodes 156 amino acids. The record is from RefSeq and is a predicted model, not a curated record.
AUGGGGGAUGCUACACAGCUUGUGUUCAUCGAUCACACUACAGAGCACGUUCAGCUUGCCCAAUGGGCAAAAGCCAAGGCAGAACACCCGCUCCUGUAUUCUGCGACCGAAAACGGUAUCCAGGACCCCUGGUAUGGAGCCUAUAGCAUGAGGUUGAAGAAUGGGCCCUUGUGGACAGAGCCCAAGCAGCUGGCUGCGUACAUUCCCUUAUCAAAUUCGAAUGCUGUCUUUAGCUAUAAAGGUGAAACACCACCUCUAAAUACGGACAAGUCAGUGAAUUGGGCCGCUAUGAACCCGAGGAAGGGACGGGAAACAUACACAAAGAGAAAGGCAUCGACUACCAAGGUAUUAAGUACAUACUUCCUCAAGAUCCAGGAGCAGUAUCCAAAGUAUGAGCCGGCUGUUGUAUUUCAAAGGUGGCUUGACCGUUUGGCGGUGUUCAACCAACGGGAACAAGAGGAGGCCAUAUAG